This is a messenger RNA of Asterias rubens (European starfish), 8507 nucleotides long. Its product is annotated as 6-deoxyerythronolide-B synthase EryA2, modules 3 and 4-like. The transcript has 4 exons. Lineage: Eukaryota; Metazoa; Echinodermata; Asteroidea; Forcipulatida; Asteriidae. Bases 150 to 7385 code for a protein of 2411 amino acids. Gene Ontology annotation, molecular function: 3-oxoacyl-[acyl-carrier-protein] synthase activity; phosphopantetheine binding; oxidoreductase activity. The record is from RefSeq and is a predicted model, not a curated record. Gene Ontology annotation, biological process: fatty acid biosynthetic process.
CGAGGAUUUACAGCUAGCCGGUUUUUAGUGAUUUUAGCAAAUGGGAUUUUCUGACUAACACACCGGAGAUAUUGUGGUCCGAGGAAGGACGAGUGAAGACAAGUUAGCUCUGACCGUCACAAUACAGCGGGAUUUGUUGAGUCAUCAGAAUGCCUAGCAAAGUCAACAUGGAUCAGCCAACGUGUACAGAAAGGUGUCCCAUUGCCAUCGUCGGCAUUGGGUGUCGAAUGCCUGGAGGUGUGGAUUCACCGAAAGCUUUCUGGGAUGUCCUGGUCAACCAGCAAGACAUGGUGAGCGAAGUACCCGCCGACCGAUGGUCCCUGGAAUCAUUCCAUGACCCCGACCAGACCAAUCACAGUAAGAUGGUUACAAGACGUGGAGGUUUUGUCCACAACAUCGACAAGUUUGACAAUACCUUCUUCAAGAUCUCCCCGAGAGAGGCUUGCUCCAUGGACCCCCAGCAACGCCAAAUCUUAGAGGUGACAUACGAAGCCUUUCAGGAUGCAGGUAUCCUUCCAAGCACUCUAGGAGAAUCCUGUGGUGUCUACAUCGGUGUUGGUAUGAUGGACUAUGCCGUGAUGCUCACAGAAACCUCUCUCAUCGGUCCUUACAUGCAUACUGGGACAGCCCACUCGUCAGUUGCAAACAGGAUCUCAUACGUCUUUGAUCUUCGAGGACCCUCGUUUGCAGUGGAGACCGCAUGUGCUUCAUCGAUGACAGCAAUGCACCUGGCUUGCAACGCCAUCUGGGAUGGCGAGUGUACCCAUGCUGUUGCUGGUGGAUGUAAUGCUUUACUCAUUCCAGAAACUACAGUUGGCUUCAGCGCUCUUGGAGUCCUAUCUCCUGAGGGAAAGUGUUGUCCGUUUUCCGAUCAGGCAAAUGGUUACGUCAGGAGCGAGGGUUGGGGUGCGUUCAUUCUGAAACCUCUUGAAGAAGCAGUAGCUGCUAAUGAUCACAUCUAUGCCACCAUCCGAGGCAGCUCCAUUGCAGCAAAUGGCUUCUGCAAGAGUCUUACUAUGCCAUCAGGACCAGCACAAGAGAUGGUGAUGAAGAGUGCGUAUGAACGGUUUGGUAUUCCCCUCUCAUCUGUUCAGUACGUCGAGGCACAUGGAACAGGCACUCCUGUUGGUGACCCGAUUGAAGCCGAGGCUAUUGGAAGCAUCUUUGGCAACCAGAGUACUACCCCAAUCAAAAUCGGAUCUGUGAAGAGCAACUUUGGCCACAAUGAGUGUGCAGCUGGGAUCACUUCUUCAAUCAAAGUGGCUCUCAUGUUGGACAAAAAUACACUGGUGCCGACUGUCAACCAUAGCAGGCCCAACCCAAACAUAGACCUCCAAGGACUCAACCUUAAAGUGCAGACAACGAUGCAACCACUGAAGGAGAAGUCCGACGAUGCCUUGUUCACUAUUGGCCUAAACAGUUUCGGAUUUUCAGGCGCAGUUGCUCACAUGAUUUUUCAGGAGGCUCCAAAGACGAAGAGGACUCCUCCGAUUGCAACAGCUGGUUGGAAAUUCGGGGAUAAGGACAUGACGGGAUAUCCCAUCAUUCUGCCUCUUUCUGCAAAAUCAAAAGAUGCCCUCGUAGAUCUAGCUAAGAAGUGGGUGGAGUUUGAAUGCGACCAAGAUGCACUGAGUGUCACGUCAUGGCAGGCAACAAGGCGAGAUCAUCAUCCAUACCGUCUAGCUGUCACUGCUAACUCCAGUUCUUCCUGCAAACAGGGUCUUGAGAGUUUCAUUCAGGGCACUACAUCUGAGACAGUCGUGACUGGAACAGCUCCCCAAGACAAGCCCAAAAUCUGCUUUGUCUUUCCUGGACAAGGGCAGCAGUGGAUAGACAUGGGUCGCAAAAUGUACACAGCUGAGAAGGUCUUUAAAGAAGCCAUUGAUAGCUGUGACGUGAUCUUUAAGAAGAUAUCUGGCUGGUCAUUGCUUGAAACUUGUGGCCUAUUCAAUGGCAAUGCUAUCAGUCCCAAGUCCCCCUACUCAUCAGUUGAAGAUGCUCUUAAUCAAGUGCAGGUGGUUCAACCAGCAAUCACAUUCAUCCAGGUCGCCCUUCUCCAUCUAUGGAAAGAUUGGGGUGUACACCCUGAUAUCGUAGUUGGGCACAGUGUCGGAGAAAUAGCAGCAGCUUACGCUUGUGGAGGUUUGACCUUACAUGAAGCCAUAUCUGUGAUUUUCCAUCGCAGCCAUGAACAGGCAAAGCAGACAGGUACUGGUCGAAUGGCGGCACUGAGAGCAACCAAAGAACAGGCAGCAAAGAUCUGUGAGGAUCAUGAGCACCUCUACAUAGCAGCAGUAAAUGCACCUGGAUCAAUGACCCUGGCAGGAAACAACGAUUCCAUAGCAGCUGUUGUUGAGAACAAUCCUGGAAAGGCAAAGCAGCUCCGUGUCACUUGUGCCUUCCAUACUCCUGAGAUGGAUCCAAUCAAAGUUCCAUUUGAGAAAGCUAUGAAGGGUGUUGUCAAUGGAGAUACUCACAAGAGAGAGGUUCCCUUCUACUCCACAGUGACGGGAGAAUUCUAUUCUGGUAGCUUCCAAACAGAGUACUGGUGGCGUAACAUUCGCAGUGCUGUACUCUUCCAGCCAGCAAUCGAGAAUAUACUUCAGGAAACAAAAGCUGAUAUUUUCCUUGAGAUUGCAGCCUCAAACACCCUUCUCACCCCUAUCAAGCAGAUUUCUCAUCUACUGGACCCCAAGAAUCCUCCUGUGAUAGUUAACUCAAGCUUAAGAGAUAAGGACGACUUGCAAUCCAUGCAACGAGCGAUGAGUACUCUUUACGCAAGUGGAGUGUCUCUGGACUGGGGUAAAAUAACACAGAACACAGCCCAGUGGUCUGCUGUCCCAACAUAUCCGUGGCAGCAUCAAUCCUUCUGGUUGGAAACAGACGACAGACAAAAGCGUAGACUUGGUCUUGAUGAUCGUACCAUCAAAGGACAGGCUGGUAAAUUCACUUUGGAGAUGUUUCCCUUCCUUGCUGACCAUGUAGUUGGAAACCGAAUCGUCUUUCCAGGGGCUGGUUACGUGGAGUUCAUGAUUCAAAUGGGCUUCUCAGAAACAGAAAAACCGGCUCUGAAGAACAUCAACUUCACCAGGGUUCUCCCGUGGCCUGAAGACACAGAUCCAAAGAAGUGUACUCUGAAGCUGGGGCUGAUUAAAGAUGGCUCCGCAAUGCAGGUGACAUGUGAUGGAAACCAGCACUGUGAUGCUCAACUCGAGCCAUCAUCAAGCAAGACCAAAGAAGCUUCCUUUGAUCUGAAAGGAAUCCAGGCUAGAUGUACCAAUGAGGUGAGCGGUGAGUUGUUCUACUCGAGGCUUGAGGCUGUUGGUCUCAAAUAUGGACCUGCAUUUCAGACAGUGGAGAAGAUGUUCCUUGGUGAUGGUGAAGCGUACGCGAUCUUGAACCCAGUUCAGGACAACAAGCAACGAAUCCAGGUGACCCACUUCGAUGCCACCUUCCAGCUGGUUCUCUCUGCAGUAGGUUCAUUCAAUGCAAUGUACCUUCCCAUUCGUAUUGACUCCAUGUAUAUGACAUCAGACUCCAUCCCUCCAGGUAAACAGAUACUGGCCUACACCAAAAUCAUCGACUAUGACAGUUCUAACAUUGCAGCUGACAUAACCAUGGUAACUCUUGACGGACGAGUGCUUGCUGACAUCAAAGGUUUCCUGGCUCAAAACUUCAGUGGCAACCAGUCGAAUGUUCCAAUUGAAUCAUGCGUUUACACCACCCACUGGCAACCAGAGUCUGCAACUAAACUCUCAACAUCUCAUCUUUGUGAGGGUUUUCUUGAGAAGAACAUGAGCGAAGCAAACAGUGAUGAGUUGGCUGCUGUCAAAAAAGCAGAAGGAGUCCUCCCUGACCUCGAAGGAGUUUGUGUGUCUUACAUUCGAAAUGCACUCGCAAAAGACACUUCAAGUACAUCCAAGUAUAAGACACGUAUCCAAACCAUCUCCUCUGCCACCAAAGUGAAGUCUGUACCUUACAGCAGUAUACCAGAGGUCAUGAGAAACAUCCUCAACAGAGUACCUGAGUUGGAAGUUGAGGUUAACUUACUGAAAUUAUUUGGGGAAGCUUUGCCAGAAACUCUAAGCAAUCCUGAAGUUGGGUUGUCAAUCUUGCAUCCUGAUCAGGGGAUAGAUCGUUACUUCUUUGACUCAAUGAGCACCAGGCUAAUAAACAAACCUACUUCACAAGCUCUUAUCAAGUCCAUCUCUGAAGCUGUCAAAACCAAGAAAGUUGUGCGAGUACUCGAAGUAGGGGGUCACACAGGAAAACUUACCCGUACAGUGGUGGAACCUCUCAAAGAAGCUGGCCUUGCAGUAAAUUUAGAAUACGUCUUUGCAGCUGAGAAUAAGAAGUUUCUCCAGGAAGCCCAAGACAACCUUGCCGAGUUUGACUUUGUUGAGUUCAAGCAGCUUGAUAUCAAGAGAAGUCCCCUAGAGCAAGAUUACAUACCUGGCAGCUUUGAUAUAGUCGUUUGCAUCAAUGCAUUGCAUUCCACAGACAACACUCAACAAAGUGUUGCAAACAUGUCACGUUUCCUGAGUCCUGAUGGGUUGAUGUUCAUCAUGGAAGACACAGACCUCAACUUCCUGACCGAGUUCUUCUCCUUGUCUACAGAAAAUGAGUGCUGCUUGCUCCCUCAGAGUCAAUGGGUGAAAAUCAUGGAAACUGUUGGACUCACAGAUAUUCAGUCAACUUCACCGCAGCACAACUUACUUCAAAGUGUGUACAUGGGAUGUAAGCCAGCUUCUUGCAUCCUCCCCUCUCCAUCGGAUGUCUCAGAGCCCAGAGAAAACAAACUGGUCAUAAUUCAAAAUGACAGCAACGACUUGAUUUCUCAGUUUCUCCAAAGCUACAAGGGAAAGUCUUUGAUCAGCAAUUUCUCUGCAUCCAAGUCCCUAGAUCACAUUUUCAGUGAGCAUGUGAGUACACCCAUUGAAGUAUUGUACGCAUACAGUGAGGAAGAUAGUACACUUCAUGCUCUCUUGCGACUCUUCCAAGCAGUGGAGUCGUACCCUCAGGCUGUCAAAAAGGUCUGGGUUCUGACAACUGGUGGCAAUGGUGACUCCAAGUAUCCAAGUGGCUCCUUGGCUGUUGGGUUGGCUAGAGCAUCAAGCAAUCAGAUUCCAAGUGUGCCAAUUAUCUCAGUUGACUUUGACCCGCGCUCCUCAACAGGGGAAAAUGUUCAGGAGUUACUGAAGAUUGUGUAUGAUCGAGAUCUUGGUGAGCAGGAGAUUGUCAUCAGGGAAGGAAAACGCCUUGUGCCUCGCCUCAUCCAUCAAGAUGUGAAGUUGGUCAGUGAGGUGCAGUCCAAAAAUUGGCGAGUGGAGCAAGAUCUGCAAAGAAACAAGGGAGCGUCUAUCGACGACCUUGCUUUCCAUGACGUUCAAGACUUUGAAAUCCCUCCAGGUCAUGUCAAGAUCCAUGUGAAGGCAGCUCCACUCAAUUUCAAAGAUGUCAUGAUGGCCUUGGGGCUACUUGAAGGACUGGAAAGUGACGCACACCCAUCCUUCGGUCUGGAAUGUGCUGGUGAAAUUGUAGAAGUAGGGAGUGGUGUGACUGGACUGAAAGUCAAUGAUAAGGUGAUGUCAUUCGGUAAAAGUUGUUUUGCUUCUCAUGUAGUAUGUGAUUCCAAGUUGACUGUCCUCAUGCCAGAGAAUUUGACUUGGUUGGAGACCUCUAGUGUUGGUGUAGUCUUUGUAACGGCGUAUCUCAGUCUAGUCGACCGAGCGAACUUGAAAAAGGGUGAGACUGUGUUGAUUCAUUCUGCAUGUGGAGGUGUUGGACUAGCUGCAAUUCAAAUUGCUCGCAUGAGAGGAGCCAAGAUUAUCUGCACCGCUGGGACUGAAGAGAAAAGGUCCUUUCUCAGGAACCUUGGACUGGAUCUGGUGAGCGACUCUCGAUCUUCCCAAUUCUAUGAUGAUGUCAUGCAGUGGACUGAUGGAAAGGGAGUGAACGUAAUUCUGAACUCUCUAUCAGGGAAGCUCCUUCAAGUCGGUUUGUCACUUUUAGCCCCUGGAGGGAGGUUUUGUGAAAUUGGCAAAAGAGACAUCCUUCAGGGCUCAAGUCUCCCGAUGAGCUUUUUCCUGGAGAACAAGGUGUUCCAUUCCUGUCAGCUAGACAUCUUAAUGCGACAAUUUCCAGAGGAAGUCCAGAGUGUCAUGUGCAAAGUAGUAAAGCUGUUUGAAGAGAAGAAGCUGACACCCAUCCCGACAAGUGUCUAUUCCAUAGCAAACCUCAAAGACACCUUCCGUAUCAUGUCCAAAGGCUCACAUAUUGGAAAGAUCGUCUUUGAAAUCCCUGACGCUUUCAAGCCGAGUGAGAUUAAACCUUCGCUGUGCCAGUUCAAGCCUAAUGCAACCUACAUCAUCACUGGUGGGUAUGGAGGAAUCGGACAGGCUCUUUCCAGAUGGCUGUGCCUGAACGGAGCAAAGCACAUUGCACUUGUUUCUCGGAGAGGAGCUACUACUGCAGCUGCAAAGCGGACCUUGAGUUUUUUGAAGAAAAACCAAGUUAACAUUUACGAGUUUUCACUUGACAUCUCAAAGAAAGCCUGCGUCAAGAUGCUGUUGAAAAACCUCCAACAAGACAAGACUGUUCCUCCCGUCAAGGGAAUCUUCCAUCUUGCUGGAGUCAUAGACGAGGAGAAUCUCUCACAGAUUACACAGGAGCAGAUGGACCGUAUUCUUGGAGCGAAAGCACUCGGAGCUCAGCACCUGCAUGAGCUGACGCAACAAGACAACCUUGACGUCUUCUUCAUGUUGUCCUCAAUCUCGACUACUUGGGGACAUCAAGCCCAGCCGUGCUACUGCGCUGCCAACGCAUACCUGGACGCUCUGGCUGAGAAGAGACACAUGGAGGGCCUACCAGGUCUUUCAAUCCAGCUGGCACCCGUCAAGGGAGCCGGGUAUCUUGAAGACAAGGGGCAGACGGUGAAAGUCUUGGCCAUGAAGGGAUGCUAUCAACUUCACGUAGACGAGUUCCUUCAGGUUCUAGGCCAGCUGCUGUCCAACAGAGACCUCCCAGUGGUUACUUUUGCCAAUCAGGACUGGGGAAUAACGCAGACAACCUGCCACAAGUCUAUGCUGAAAUUCCAUCACCUGGCCACACGUAGUAAAGCAACAUCUUCCAAAGGAGACGCUCCGCAUCUUGAGAUUGAAGACCUGGAAACCACCAUCAAGUCCAAGAUGGCGGAGCUUCUUUGCAUGUCCGAGGACGCCAUCGACACCAGCCAGCCGAUGGUGAACUACGGUGUAGACUCCUUGGUUGCUUUGGAGAUUGCCAAUUGGGCGACCAAUCAGCUUGGAGUUGAGAUCUCUCAGCUUGACAUCUUGGGAGGAAUGACGACAGUUUUCUUGAUUGAGAAAGCUGCAGAGUCAAACUAAGAAUUAAAUCAGAGAAGUAUUAUUGUCAUCCUGGAAACUCUCAAUCGGAAGACAUUUCUAUCCACAUUCCAAUCUUGGCAAAAAUAACAUGGGAUAGUUCAACUGUUUGGGACAUUUACUAUCUUCAUUGGAAAGACAGUACCAGCCCUGGUCAAUAUUACUAAACACCCUCUUGAAGCUAAACUGAGAUGAAGUAGUUUUUGUCUCCAAAAGCUCUUCGAUUGGGAUAUAUUGGUGGCCAAUUUGGAAAAAAGGGACAAAUUUAGAAUAUCCCAAUCUGGAAAGUAGGAUGAGAGUGGCAUGGUAAGAAAAAUUUCCAUAGCUUCAAAAAUUAAAAACUUACAAGCAGAAAACCCACUAUAAUUGUUCAAGCAUUUCAUUUUGAUGUUGAAAAGUUCAACAAAUAAAGUGUUCCUGAUACAAAAAUCUGUUAAUAAUUACCUGGGACAGUUUAUCCGUUCUGGCUUGGAGAGAGGAGAUCACGUGGUCAUGUUAAAACAUGUGAUAAAAACACCAUUAGCUAAACAUGGGUGUGUAAUCACAUAUUCAUUAUUGAUCAAGUGAACAGCUUUAGUUGAAAAGGCAUGUAUACUGUGGGAAAAACAAAAACUUGAUUACAAGAUUUGUACCCUCUUGUCACAAAUUCAACUCGUUCUGCUCUCAGCACACUGCAUCAAAUGUCAGGCACGCAACCUUAUCUUCACCAAAAAAAGAGGAAAUUACAAAAUUUCAAUGAUCUUGUAUAGUAUUUUGCAAUUUUGAAUGGUAAAACUGAGACUUCAAAAAGAGGAAAUCAGCUGAUCCGAGGAAAAGUUGCAUGCCUGAAAUGUUACACAGGUGACUUGCAAAAGUUCAUAUAUAAAAUCCACCGACUGUAUGUGUGUGAUUAACCAUUAUUCUCUAAUUCCACAAAGUGUGUGAAUAGUUAUUAUCUCAUAGAGAUUCUGUUUCAAAGAGUCCCAAAAAAAUUGUUUCAGAAUCAUUGUCCAGAUUUUGCCCUUUUUUAAUCUCCUUUCCAUAAGAAUAUUGAAGGGCUGUUGAUUAUGUAUAUAAUAUAGUAUACACAUAAUGAAUGUUUAUGAGUGCAAUGGUGCGAAUAAUGUUCAUGAGUUGAAAGAUGGA